Messenger RNA from Didymosphaeria variabile, 909 nucleotides. It is a transcript of the gene SLC1, whose product is annotated as 1-acylglycerol-3-phosphate O-acyltransferase. The coding region runs from base 1 to 909 and encodes 302 amino acids. The transcript is spliced from 3 exons. Gene Ontology annotation, cellular component: membrane; endoplasmic reticulum. Lineage: Eukaryota; Fungi; Ascomycota; Dothideomycetes; Pleosporales; Didymosphaeriaceae. Gene Ontology annotation, biological process: phosphatidic acid biosynthetic process. Gene Ontology annotation, molecular function: 1-acylglycerol-3-phosphate O-acyltransferase activity. The record is from RefSeq and is a predicted model, not a curated record.
AUGAGCUGGCUCCUCUACACCAUGGCCGCCCCGCCGAUACUCAUCGUCUUCCUGCGCUUCCUCUCGCUCAUUCUUCCCGGGAAGAUGGCGCAGCUUGUCUCGUUCGCGGCCUUCUUCAUCACAAGCAUGAUUAUGAUGAGCAUCUCCGCCAUGUACGGCGUCUUCGCGAGCAUAGUCUUGAGAACUGUGGGAUACGGAGGCUUAAGCCAAUGGACGGUUGCGAGGGUGUUCAAGUGGCUCAUGUGGUAUACUACGGGAGUUACCUUUAAGGUGACGAAUAGCGGCGGGGAGGAGGCGCUGUUGACAAGGCCCGCUGUGCUCUUGGGCAAUCACCAGAGCGAACUCGACGUCCUCAUGCUCGGCUGCACAUUCCCCAAGUACACCUCCGUGACAGCAAAGAAGUCCCUCAAAUGGGCACCCUUCCUGGGUUGGUUCAUGACACUCUCCAAAACCGUCUUCAUCGACCGCGCAAACCGCACCACCGCCCGCGCUGCCUUCGACUCUGCCGCCAACACAAUGCGCACGGAACGCCAGAACGUCUUCAUCUUCCCGGAAGGCACGCGCUCCUACGCCGAGCAGCCCGAGCUCCUGCCCUUCAAAAAGGGCGCCUUCCACCUCGCCAUCCAAGCCCAGGUCCCCAUCAUCCCCAUCGUCGUUGCAAACUACGCCCACGUUCUCAACGUCAAGAAGCGCGAAUUUCACCCGGGUGUGAUCGACGUUAGUGUGCUCCCGCCGAUCAGCACCAAAGGGAUGACGGCGGAGAAUGUAGAUGCGUUGAUGAAGAAGACGAGGGAUGCGAUGUUGGACGAGUUGAUACGGUUGAGUCAUGUCAGCGGGGAGGGGAACGGUAUGCCGUUACCCAGGACAUCAGGAAGGGACGAGCAAAGCGAGCUUAGGAAGCGGAACUAG